Impatiens glandulifera is the source of this 726-nucleotide messenger RNA. Its product is annotated as glutathione S-transferase T3-like. Bases 1 to 726 code for a protein of 241 amino acids. The transcript has 2 exons. The record is from RefSeq and is a predicted model, not a curated record. Lineage: Eukaryota; Viridiplantae; Streptophyta; Magnoliopsida; Ericales; Balsaminaceae.
AUGGCGGGAGGAGUAGAUAAUGAAGUGUAUAAUGAAACAUUUCAAUCUCAAACUAGUGGUGGUGAUUAUGAUCAGUUUAUGUCAACUUAUGAGUUCAAUGAGCUGCAGACUCAAGAUCAAUACAAAAAGGAUCGAAGUAAGAACUUCUCUCCAGAAGAGAACCUUCUAUUGGUUUCUGCUUGGCUUAACACAAGUAUUUAUCCAAUUCAUGGAAUGGAUCAAAAUAAUAGUCAAUUUUGGAGCAAGGUAGGAGCAUAUUACAAGAAAGUCAUAGAAAAGACUAAGUAUGGGCAACAAACAGAUAAAUCUCUCACAAAUAGAUGGAGCACAAUCCAGCAAGUUGUAAACAAGUUUUGCGGCUAUUACACACAUCGAGAAGGAAGCCUCCGUAAAUCUGUUGAUACAAGCAUAGACAUGCUUGAGGAUGCCAAAAAGAUCUACCAUGAGAUUCAGAAAACUCCAUUUCGAUUAGAAAACUGCUGGAAUAAAUUGAGAUUUAAUGCUAAGUGGAUAGAAUAUAUGCGUCAAGGACCAACAAAAAGAAAAACAUCUUCAAGUGACACAACUAAUUUGAAUGAUCAAGAGAAUACUAGUACUGAUUUUAUUGAUUUGGAGAGGCCUAUGGGACAAAAGAAAGCAAAAAAGAAGUUAAGAGAGGGAAAGAUAAAUCAAGUAAUAUAUCUGAAUUUGAUGCUGCUAUUAUCAAAUGGACGGAGGAAAAAAUGA